UUUUGGAAAAUCAUUAACAUUACUAUAUUAGUAUCAGGAAAAUCAACCCUUUAAGGAAACACAAUCGCAAAUUCAAUCUCUCUUUCCAAAAUAACCAACGACGAAAGUAAUAUUACAAACUCACCUACCUCUGUUCUUUUCCUAUAUAAACCAAACCUCUAGUCUUCUGCAUCUCACUCAUUUUGCAAAUUGAUAUCUAUAACAUCGAUAGAGUGACAAAAAAACAUAUCCAAGCACGAUGGAAAAGGCUAACUUCAAGCUGUUGUUCUGUGUUAUGCUUUUGGUUCUCGCUGUUUCUGGUACGUAUAUUAUUCGUUUAUGUUAUUUGAUUGUACAUGACGUGAUAGUAAAGAACUUUGAUGUGUUCACGAAAAAAAAAGCAAAAUUUUCUUUGAUCAAUUUCAUUUACUUAAACCGUCACCGAAAAAUUAAAUUUUGGUAUUAUAGGUGGGGAGAAGAACAUCAUUGGAGUGGAAGGGGGAAGAACAACACUGGACUGGCACGAGGAACUGCAUUGCGUGAGCAGACCAUGCAAAACUGAUGCCGAUUGCAAUCCGGCAAGCCAUUACAUUUGUAAUCAGGCAUUAGGCGUAUGUAUAUGCUCAUAAAGAGCGGUGUAUGCAAAGACGUUCUCGCCCAAACGUUAGAUAUGAAUCUCUAUAGAUGAACUAUUAGAGAGCGAAGUAUGUCGUUCAACGCUAAAUAACUGAUGUCCAAUUUUAUUUGCAUGGAAAUCAAUCAAAUGCAAAUUUUAUUUGGCUAGUUUAAUUUUCCCGUAUCCAUGAAUCUCUAAUUAUAGAACGAAUGACUUACCAAUGCAAUAUUGGGCCACAUUCCACAACGGAUAUUUCCCGCCAAAAGCCCAGUGGAUCCAUGGCGCGGGAAAGAAUAUGGAGACUGAUUCAAAGUCUGCGCUUUCAACAAAAGUCAACGCUCUUAAUUACCGAAAAAGUCAACGAUCUUUCUUCUGCUUAAAAGAUACUCCAAAGUUAUUUCUUCUACGAUACUUCAAAGCUCUUUUCCACGAUCCUUAAUCUCCGGUCCAUGGCGUCUUUCUCCGAUUCUGGUCCAACUUCUCUCCCCUUGAUUUCGCCGUCGCCGUCGCCGUCAUCCGCCGCCGUUAGGUAUGAGGUUUUCGUGAGCUUCAGAGGGGAAGACACUCGCAGGGGUUUCGCCAGCCAUUUGUGCGACGCGUUGUGCGGGAAGCUAGGGAUUUCCCUCGUCUACAAAGACGAAGACAAGCUCGCCGGCGGCGAUUCGAUUGGGCCGGAGCUCCUCAAUGCGAUCGAGGAAUCCAGAGUCGCCGUCGUCAUCCUGUCGCGGAACUACGCUUCGUCGACCUGGUGCUUGGAGGAGCUCGUCAGGAUCCUCGAGUGCAGGCAUCUCAAGGGCCAAAGGGUUCUCCCGAUUUUCUACGAUGUGGAUCCGUCGGAUGUGAGGAAGCAAAGGGGAAGCUUCGGAGUUGGCCUGGAGAAGCAUCAGCGGGAUUUCGAGCAGCUGGAGAGAUGGAGAAAUGCCCUGACGGAAGUCGCUAAUCUCUCCGGAUUCACUUCGGCGGACUACAGAAAUGAUUCGGAGAUGGUGAAGGACAUUGUGGAGAAGAUAUGGAGGGAACUGAUUCCUACAUUUCAGAGUAUCAGUAAACCCUUGGUCGGGAUGGAUAGGCGGGUGAGGGCAGUGAUUAAGCUAUUAGGUGAACGGGAUAGGGAUGUUAGAAUGAUUGGAAUUUGGGGGAUGGGGGGAAGUGGUAAGACAUCAGUGGCCAUGGCUGCUUAUGACGCCAUUCGAUUGCAGUUCGAGUUCAGCACUUAUCUUGCUCAUGUGAGGGAUGUCUGCAACUCCAACGGAGGGCUGCUUCAUUUGCAGAGGCAGCUAUUUGAGGGAACUGUAAGUCAGCCUGCAAAAGAUUUGGAGGGAUGGGGUUCUUUUGGCGCGAUCGAGAGGCUGAAGAGGGCUUUUAGGGGGAAGAAAAUGCUUCUUGUUGUGGAUGACAUUGACCACCAAGAACAGCUUGAAUCGUUAGCUAUGGAGCAUAGUUCGUUUGGCUUAGGAAGUCGAAUCAUCGUAACCUCCAGAGAUAGGCAUAUCAUGGAUGCUCAUGGGGUUGAUUCGACGUAUGAGACCGAGUUGUUAGACAACGAGGAAGCUAAGGUGCUGUUAUGCUCAAAAGCUUUGAAUCCAGAGCAAGCCAUGGAAGAUUUCAAGGAGGUGUGUGAAUGCGUUGUGGGUUAUGCAGAGGGGCUUCCCCUAGCACUAGAAGUGUUGGGUUCUUCCCUUCGUGGAAGAAGUGUCGGUGAAUGGAAAAGCACAAUUGAGAAGCUGAAGAGAAUCCCACCAGGCAAGAUUCUGGAGGUGCUGAAAAUCAGUCUCGACGGACUAGAUGAAGAAGAAAAGCAAAUGUUUCUGGACAUUCUGUUUUUCUGUAGAGAUUGGGAGAAACAAAGUGUUGUGAAGAUACUUGAAAGCAUGUAUUUGGGUGUAAACAUUGGGAUUAGGAACCUUGUUGACAAAUCACUGGUCAAUGAAGGAGGCUCCAAGUUUUUCAUUUCCCAUGACUUACUAGAAGAAAUGGGAAAAGCAGUAGUUCUUUCAGAAUGUCCAGAUGAGCCAGGAAAACGCAGUAGAUUGCGAGGAUAUGAGGAAGUCUGUCAUGUUCUUACCAAAGAAACGGGUAGUGAAAAUGUCAAAGUGAUGUACCUGCGGUUGCAUGACCCAAAGAGGCUAGAAUGUGGUGGUGAAGCCUUCAAGAACAUGAUUAAUCUAAGAUUGCUGAGGCUGGAAAAUUUACAGAUUACACAAGGGCCAACCUAUCUCUCCCAUGAAUUACGAGUUCUGCAUUGGUCCCCUUACCCUUCCAAAUCUCUACCAUCUAGUUUCAAUCCUCACCAUCUAAUCGAACUAGACUUGAGUUUCAGCUGGAAUUUGGAGCGUCUUUGGCAUGGACAUAAGGAUUUGCCCAAUCUAAUUGUGAUGAAUCUCUCUCACUGCAAGAAUCUAAUUGAGACCCCUGAUUUCAGUGGAACUCCUAACCUUCAGAGCCUGUAUCUCAAGGAAUGUGAGCUGUUGCCCAAGAUUCAUCCAUCAUUUGGAAACCUCAGAAAACUCAAUUUUGCAGAUCUCAAACAGCUAGUCUGUCUUAAGGCUUUUCCUACAAGCCUUGAAAUGAGCUCUCUGAAAUGUCUUCAACUUAGUGGCUGCUCAAAGUUGAAGAAGUUGCCAGAUUUCACUGGAAACAUGGAGUGCUUGGUUGAGCUUGAACUGGAUGGCCUUGGAAUCAAACAACUGCCUUCAACGAUCGGAUCAUUGGUUGGCAUGCAAACUCUACAAAUCAAAGACUGCCAUCAACUCAAAAGUAUUCCACACAGCCUAGGCUGUUUGACCUCCCUUAAAGAAAUUAUUUUACAAAGUUGUCCACGAUUGGAAGAGCUACCAAUCUCAUUGGGAUCUUUGGUUGGCCUUAAGGAGUUGUGCCUUUGGCGAUGUGACGGCCUCAGCAGUCUUCCGCCGAACUUGGGUUGUUUGACUUCCCUCGAAACACUUACCCUGGGAAGCUGUUGGAAACUGGAACAUUUACCUCCAUCAAUGGGCAACUUACUCAGUCUGGAGUUACUGCAGAUACACAAUUGUGUGAACCUGAAAGAUCUUCCAGACAGCCUGGGCUGUUUGACAUCACUUAAACAACUCUAUCUUGACUGUUGUGGUAAACUGGAGAAGUUACCCUCUUCACUGAAAGGCUUAAUUGCUUUACAAGAGUUGUCGCUUCAAUUCUGCCUCAGGGUUUGCUCGUUGCCUGAGCUUCCCUCCCAAAUUGAAAGGAUAUAUCUGAAUGGCUGCAUAUCCUUGGAAGAAAUUCCAGACACAAUCAGUCUCCGCUAUGGACUGCAGAUGCAGUGCUUUGAUUGCUUAAAAUUAGAUCAUUACCCUACAAGUACCCUGACGGAUCAGUCAGAUACCUCAGCAUUGCGGGCUCUCAAAAGAUACCUUGAGGGUCAUCCUCAUCCGCAAAAUCAUUGUAGCAUUGUGACUCCUGGAAUCAAUGUAAUUCCCGACUGGUUCAACUAUCAAAGUCAGGGGAGCUCACUAACAACAUUACAACUUCGAGAUGAUUGUCAUAGUAACAAUAAUUCAGACUGGAUGGGGAUUGCCACUUCUGUUUGCUUCAGCGUUUGUUACUCCACCGGUGAAUGCUCUGACGAUCACAUUUGUUCAAUCCAUUCUGACCUUGGAUUCCUCAAAGUGUCCCCAGGAGUAGUGACAGAGGGGGCAAACCACGUCUGGUUAUCCUACAUUCCUAAGGAUCCCAACAAGCCAAAACAGUGGAUGCUGCAACCCAAUAUCGAGCUGUCGUUCAAAGGCGGUUGCUCGCAUGUGAAGAUCAAGAGAUGUGGCUACCGGCACGUUUACCGCCAUGAUACUACUGAAGAAGAGUGCACCAACAACAUGCAGGGUGUGCCUCUGCAGAGUGAGGGUCAACCAUGGAAUGAUGAUGAUACUAGUCAGCGUCAUCGUGUCAGCGUACUAGGUUUCCGUUCCAGUAAGAAGCAACAACAUCUGAUGUUAGUACCGAGAGGGAAAAGAGUCAACUGGGAACUAGCUUUACUCAAGUCUGGGUUAUUAACCUCUCUCAUUUGUCAUCGUCGCCUGCAGUUAGUGCCGUGGCAUGAACCAGUUGUACUGGGGGCUACUGCGAUCAGCUUCAUUCUCAAAUUGUGUUCAAAUUGCAGUAGGGUGUUUACUUCCCCUAUCAUCAGCUUUCCAUUGUUGGCUCUUUUCCUUGUUCUGUUUGGGAUUCUUUUCGUCCUUGGAAAGCCUUGAGUACAGCAGAUACUUCAUCUAAUAAUCUGCAAGUGAGCCGGAUGGUUCUGUUUUUAUGAACCGUUUGUGAUUCAGGUGAGCCAUUAGACUUGAUCAUCUUUCUUUUGACUUUUACAUCCAAUUAUCUCAUGUAUAUAUCUAAGUCUGACUGAAGUUCACUCAUUUUCACAGUAAAGAAGGGAAAUACGAACGUUAAACAUAAGGAGACGAGCAAUAAUUCCAUGGAUCAUACACAAAUAAACUCGAAGUGAAGCU
Messenger RNA from Linum trigynum, 5070 nucleotides. The record is from the annotation of a GenBank genome assembly. NCBI's taxonomy places the organism in Eukaryota, Viridiplantae, Streptophyta, Magnoliopsida, Malpighiales, Linaceae.